This is a messenger RNA of Ceraceosorus guamensis, 1035 nucleotides long. RefSeq lists its product as hypothetical. NCBI's taxonomy places the organism in Eukaryota, Fungi, Basidiomycota, Exobasidiomycetes, Ceraceosorales, Ceraceosoraceae. Bases 1 to 1035 code for a protein of 344 amino acids. The record is from RefSeq and is a predicted model, not a curated record. The transcript has 5 exons.
AUGUGCAGACAAACGCUUGUGGAACGCGUGAACGGCUUCCUUCUUCUUCGCGAUGCGAGCGCACGGCAGGCGGCGGAAGCCUUGGCUGCGAUUGUUGUCUCCGCGAGUCUUGUUCACCUGCUGAGACAAGCGCAAGAUCGAGCCGGAGCAGCAGUAACGACCCGCGUGAGAGACGACUGCUUUGAGACACGGUCGACAAGUCUUGCCCGAGACCAGAGAAACGUCGUCAUCAGCUCGUUGGGGAGGCAAAGGAGGCGAGUGUCAGGAAUGCGCGUGAUCGCGAUGAGGGAUGGAUGGAUGGUGGAGCAAUUGCAUGAGGAUGUGGAAGCAGCGGUCGCGCGCGGGGUCUCAUCGCGGGCAUUUGAAAGCAAUCACUUGCUAGCUCUUGCGCGCAAGCGUCCCGCCCACAGCUUGACUGUAAAGAUGCUCGCGUACCACGUGGACCUAAUGCAGGGCACGUCAACGUCUCUUUGCAUGCAGCAGCAUCGCAGCGGCGGGACCGUUCAGGGCCCGGGGUCGUCAGCAAGCAAGCAAGCAAGCAGAUGCGAGGGAAGGAAGGCACCAUGCGACUUCCAUGCCCGCAAUCUACGAGGAGCGGCGUCUGAAACGAACGGUCAUACAGCUGCUGUCAGAUUGCCCUUGACGUUUCCACACGCAUCCGCAAAAAGAGCACAAGAGCGCGCUAAGCUCCCGCAAAGCCAAAUGAAGAAUCUGAAUGAAGGGGCUCUCGCAUCACUCAUGGGAGGAGGACAGCUAGGAGCAGCAGCAGCAGUAGCAAGAGCAGCGACGGUCCGGCAGUCGAUGUACAGCAGGCACGCCUCGCCUUCUGCGUUCAAGGUCACAGACGAUCUUGGGUCCACACCGCUGUUCCAAGUUGGAGUGCCGACCUUCAGCUGCUGGUUGUUGCCACACUCCUUGUACUGCUCAGAUGCUCGCAUGCAUGAGGACGGAGGGCCAAACGGAGCGCAGCAAAAUAUCGGCCCGCAUUGCAGUGCAUUGCAUUGCAUCAGACACAUGCAGUGGAGAGUCCAGUAG